GUCUUUUAAUAAAUCCACAGGGGAAACUCAAAGAAAACAGCACAGCCAACAUGAAACGCAUGCAAUACAGGACAAAAAAAGGGCUUAAAUGAGCAGAGACUGUCACCGGUAUCAGAGAACAUAGCGAUCGCCCAUAAAGACAACUAUGGCUUUUUGUCAAGUUUUAAUGUUUGGAGCAGUUGAUGAAUAAAUAAUCAACUAUUAUGUGUGUCUGCUUGACUAACAGAUUUAUUGAUCACUGCGAGAACUGACUUGGUCUGAUGUUGGUUCUAUAUAUACACACGCAUAUAUAUAUAUACACAUAUACAUACAUACAAACGUCAGUUUCAUCUCUAAGUGAAAGAAAUUCACAGAGCUAAGAGUUAUACUGCUUGAUACAGCUUUAUUUAGAUUGGUUAAGAUAAUCUCAAACAUCACAAAGAAGGCAUAGCAAAAUAAGGCAAUAUUUAUUGAUGAGUAGCCUUAAUUCAGUAGAUGCCAAUAUUGCUCUUACCAUUAAUUCUCUGUUAAAAACUGCUAAUGAUAUGCCCUGUUUAAUAUAUACUGCAUGCACAUGUACUUAUCUACAUUGGAUAUGAACCUGAACAGCAUAACAAUGGGAUAUCAGCGCUCCCCUACAGGUCGAAAGUGAAAGUGCAGCUCUGAGCAGGACGUCCUUUAUCAGAACAGGUUUUUUUAAAGUGAAACUAGGAAGCACCAGAGAGCUGCGGGACAGGUUCCUAGUGUUUAGUUUGUCUUAACUUGUUUGUAACUUCUAUCUCUAAUGCACACUAGAACCAGUAACUAUAAUGCUUAUUAGCAUCAAAUCCCCUCUUUUUUUUUGUAAAUAUACAUGAUUAAAAUAAGUGAUAACUUUCUCAUUCACCCAAGUCUUUCUGUCCUGUGAAUUCAACCGUCCACGAACAGCACACAAGAACAUCUCUCUCCCCAGUGACACAAAAUGGAAGACGCUAGCAUAUUGUUGAAGGCACUUAAGGACCUGGAGAAAGAAGAUCUUGAAGAAUUCAAGUGGCACCUGUGUACUGGUUUGGCAGAUGACAUCGAGCGUUUUCCUAAAGGAGACCUGGAGGGAGCUGAUCGUAAGGCUGUGGUGAGCCUCAUGGUAAAUCGGUACGAUACUGACGCUGGGAAAAUCACAGUCCAAGUGCUGCGCAAAAUGAGUCAAAAUAAUCUUGCAAAAAGCCUUGAAUUAAAGCUUCUGGAAGGUCAGCAGGACACGAGAAAAGCUUCAAUGCCUGUGGAGUCACAGUCUGAUGGGAAACAACGCAAAAUGAUUCAAUCCAGCCAAGAGUUUAAGAGAAAAUUCUUCAAGAAAAGGAGAUGA
Puntigrus tetrazona (Sumatra barb) is the source of this 1324-nucleotide messenger RNA. RefSeq names its product caspase b-like. The transcript has 3 exons. The record is from RefSeq and is a predicted model, not a curated record. NCBI's taxonomy places the organism in Eukaryota, Metazoa, Chordata, Actinopteri, Cypriniformes, Cyprinidae. The coding region runs from base 941 to 1324 and encodes 127 amino acids.